CCUGACCUAAACUCCAAGUCACGUGACUGAUAUUCCAUCCUCGCCAUUUUGCAAUGUGGGAGAGAGGGAGGCCACUUUUUUAUGGCUAACGAUUAAAACAAAGCAGUUUUAUGUGUUGAGGACAAAGACCGUCGAGCUUUCCCUGUCAGUCAUGGAGGAGAUCAGCAAUGUAGCUGUACUCAUCACUCACUCCUCCACGCCUUCCUCUUCCUCCUCCACACCGUCAGCACUGGGGUCCAUCUCUCAAAGCCAAACAAGGCAAGCGGCAGAGGAAGACACCUCCCAGAGUUUUCAGCAGAAACAAGCUGCGGAUUCUCUCAUCCAGGUCAUAGAGAAGCUCAGCAAAAUCGUGGACAAGCGGCCUCAGCGUCGCUGUACCUUGGCUGGACAGAAAAGAGCAAUCCAGCAUGCUUCUUUUGCAGGGGGAGGAGGAGGAGGUGUGGAGGUGACAGGGGGUAACAGAGGAAGCUCUCCCUAUAAGAAAAUAAAGAAGAACUGUAAGGAGCAGGAGAGUGUAGAGAGAUUAGAUUGCAUCAUGACUGACGGCGCUCUGUCUUCACCUGUGCCAGGUGACAAUAACAACAAUACCAGCAACAUCACCACUGUCGUAACGGAUGGCAACUCCGACAGCAGCCACCACAAGCGGACAGUGACAUGUUAUCAGUGUAGCCUGUGCCCGUAUCUGUCUCAAACGCUACCCCUGCUCAAAGAGCAUCUGAAGCAACACAACGAGCAGCACACUGACCUCAUCCUCAUGUGCUCCGAGUGUCGCUUUACCUCCAGAGACCAGGGGCAGCUGGAGGCACACGUCAGGUUGCACUUCAACAGCGAUGACAACCUGAUGAGGAAUUCUUCUGUGUCUGACACCUUCAGCGAGGGUGCCGAUGAGGUUUUAAGAAAGCACGAGGGGGACUGGACUGGGAGCUGUAGUAGUAUAGGAACCGAGGUGAUCAAAAGUUCAGUGGACAGUUCCCAGGAGCUACCACAGAAGAAGAAAUGGUAUAGCUAUGAGGAGUAUGGAUUGUACCGCUGCCUGAUCUGCAGCUAUGUGUGCAGCCAGCAGCGAAUGCUCAAGACCCAUGCCUGGAAGCACGCUGGCCUAGUUGACUGCUCUUACCCCAUUUUCGAGGCUGAAGACGGUACUCCGACAAGGAGAGAGGCCCAGGCUGCCACCAACGCCACUGGAACCAGAGAGAAAAUAGUUGUUCUUUCCCCAGUUCUUCAAGAUAAAAGCAUGCAAAAGCUGCCUCCUGCCUUCAAGCUUCAGCUGUUUGCUACUCCCCCGCUGGCUGUUGAGAACAAACAGGACUCGUUGACUCAUCUGGUGUCCAAUCUCAGUGAAAGUCCAAAAACAGCAGGGGAGGGGGAGGAAAGUGCAUACCCAGUAAAAGACCUGACCUCUGAGGAGCCCAUGGUGGAGGUGCAGGUGACAACAGAGGCAGAGCCCGACCUGGAGAUUGAGAGUCACCAUGACAGCACCUCCACCACAGACAGCUUACUGUCAUCAGCUCAGAAGAUUAUCAACAGCAGUCCGAACAGUGCCGGCCAUAUCAACGUGAUUGUCGAACGCCUUCCUUCAGCUGAGGAUUCAGUCAUGGCGACUAACCCACUGCUUCUCAGCCCAGACGUGGACAGGGACAAGAGCUUGCUCGAUGCAGAGGAGGAAGAGCGGCACCAUCUGGGAGCGGUGAAGGAUGAGGUCGUCCCUGACUGCGAUGCUGGUAGCACUACUGACAACCAGCUAGUAGGAGUUAAUAUUAAAUCCUCUGUUUCUACGAAUAGUGACUCUCCACGGGAUGAAAACGUUCCCCCAGCUGGUCGCAAGAGGACACAUUCUGAGUCACUGCGUCUGCACUCUCUGGCUGCCGAGGCCCUGGUAGCUAUGCCUAUGAGGACCCCUGAGCUCCCAACCUCCAGCAAGGUAAGUGUGAAGACUAUUACAACCCAGGCACAGAGCCAAAACAUGGGCCAGAAACUCCCAGAGGUGACUACAGCUGGACAGAGGGCUUCUGACGCAGGGACAACCACCGCUCUGUUGGACUUGGAGCUUCAUAGCAAGGACAGAGAGGAAGAUUUGGGUCUGGGGGAGGGAGAUGAGGAGGGCCCCGCUAAUAAAGCUGGCAUCAGCCUAUCACUGCUCACCGUCAUCGAAAGGCUCAGGGAGCGCUCGGACCAGAACGCCUCGGAUGAGGACAUCUUAAAAGAGCUGCAGGACAAUGCACAGUUUCAGAACGGAAGCGUGGCAGGUGUGGUCACGGGAAACGGAGCUGCCACUUACAUGUGUAGCAUCCCAGGAAUGGACGGGUUGGUUGCCUCUCCUGACAGCGGUCUGGUAGACUACAUCCCCGACAGUGAAAGGCCAUACCGGUGCCGCCUGUGUCGCUACAGCAGCGGCAAUAAGGGCUACAUUAAGCAGCACCUACGGGUGCACCGGCAGAGGCAGCCGUAUCAGUGUCCCAUCUGUGAGCACAUUGCCUCAGACAGUAAGGACCUGGAGAGCCAUAUGGUUCACCAUUGCAAGACCAGGACGUACCAGUGCAAGCUCUGCCCAGAUGCCUUCCACUACAAGAGUCAGUUAAGAAAUCACGAAAAGGAGCACCAUAGCAGUGACGUGGCAGCCCUCACACCAGUCAGUGAAACUGGGCCGAUGGUGGAGGAAGCUGAGCGGGUAACAGAUGAAGAAUGUGGUGUGCAGAAGAUGUAUAAGUGCGACGUGUGCGACUACACCAGCUCAACGUAUGUUGGGGUGAGGAACCACCGGCGGAUUCAUAACUCCGACAAGCCUUAUCGGUGUUGUAGCUGUGAUUUUGCCACCACGAACAUGAACAGCUUAAAGAGCCACAUGAGAAGGCAUCCUCAGGAGCACCAGGCCAUGCAGCUGCUGGAGCAGUACAGGUGCUCUCUGUGUGGCUAUGUGUGCAGUCAUCCACCGUCGCUCAAAUCCCACAUGUGGAAGCACGCCGGAGACCAGAACUACAACUACGAGCAAGUUAACAAAGCCAUUAACGAGGCCAUCUCCCAGAGCAGCCGAGCUCCACAGAAGUUAUCUGCAGUGCUGGAGACAGUGGCAGAGCGCCCUGUAGUGGCCCAGCUCUCAAAGGACAGAGCAAAGGGCCCAGUGGAACCCCUGCCAACACCCACAAUGACGGCUACAACCACAGCUAGCCUGUCUGUGGACAGCUCAGGCAGCCUGCCUGUACCCACCACAGACCCUUUGCAGUGCGGUGUGCCUGGUGAAACUCCAAGCUCCCAGGGGAAGGACCCUGCACAGAGCCAGCCACGCACAGGCCAGGCCCCCGUCCCCGGACCCGGCAUGGAGUACUGUGUACUCUUGUUCUGCUGCUGUAUCUGUGGCUUUGAGUCCACCAGCAAAGACCGGCUGAUGGAGCACAUGAAGGAGCACGAGGGAGACAUCAUCAGCAUCAUCCUCAACAAGGAGCAGCAGCAGCAAGCAGAAGCCCAAGUAGGCCUCCAAACAGCAGAGUGAGACACGCCCCUCCUUCCCUCUCUGUGUGUUUAACCUGACCCUGCAGCUCACAAAAGUAUUUCAUCAUGUUUCUUUACCUCAAGGUGGUGCAUAUCAAGGUGUACCCAUUUCAUGUACACUGUACCAUAGUUAAUUGUCAUUUAUCAGAAUCUUUUCCUGUUUAGGUCAGUUUUGUGUCUGCAGUAACUACUGUUGCUUAAACAGCUGUCGAGAAAUGUGAUGAAAUGAUUUUCUGAGGAGUGUAAGAAAUGUUUAAAAAAGAAAAAAAUGAGAAGAAAGAAAAAACGUCAUAAGCCGUUAAUAUUUCUGUCCAAUAAUUUGACAUUACAGCGACAUAAAAUGUGUGUGGAGGGAAGUGAUUUUUGAUUUCAAGGGACAAGCCUGAGCUCUAACCCAAGUCAGAUUUUUUUUUAUUUUUAAUAAUUACUAUACAGGGACAAGUUCAUACCUCACAAAACCACACAAUCCCUCACCAGAAAUGGGCAAGAAAAAGAUUCACAUAUUUUCCCAGUCUAAUUCAUAUAUUGACCAUGAGGCAGCUCUUUUAUUGCUACUGUAAUAUUUAAUGUAUUUAAUCCUUCACAGUUGAGGCUCUAGCCUAGUUAAGGAGGUACACGUGCAAACUCAGCAAUGCCUCAAGGCAUGUAUCACAGCUUGAAUAUGAUUUAAUAUUUAUCUGUUUAUUUUUAUGCAUGUUAGUUUCCGUUAUGCCAUUUUAAAGAGGCAAAUGUUUAGUUUGUUUUUGUUUUUUGUUUUUGUUUUUUGCAUUGUCUUUUGUUUGUGUGAGUGACUGAAUGAAUUUUACUUAUUCAAUUCAUUUAUAAAGUGGUGUCUUGAGAGGAGAAAGUUCUCUGCGGUAGAAGCUGACCAGAGCAAAGUAAAGAUGUGACUUUGAUCGAUUUGUUUGUAGUCUGCCAGUGAUGGAAGUGUUGGUCCAGGACAUGUUGACAAAAGGAAUGAUAAAAAAGGGAAGUUGACACAGGUUGGAUUUUUUUUAUUGAAUGGUGCCUAGAUAUUUGAAAGUAGGAAUAUGUUGUAUUGAAUCCGACUCACCUGUUUUCACUUGUGAUUGUGGUGCUAUGCUGACCUUAAUAGUUGUCUUGGAGGGUAUAGUCUGUUUUAUAGCCCAUGCAGUUGUAUCUUAUAUCUAAAUAUAAUAACAUUUUUAUAAUCACUUUUACUAUCUUUUGCCAGUGUUUUUAAAUGAUAAACUUUCUAGUGUCAAACGCCAUUUGAAAUGACUUCUGUCCCAGCUAAGAAACAAAAUAAGACAUGCAUGGAACAGUAAAUGUUGGUGGGUGAUGUGGUUUUGAGGUGGUCCUCCCUCGUCCUCUCAUGUGACUGACUGAAGGCACGAGUAGAGUACAAUUACUGCAGCUCCGAAAUGGAAAAACUCAGCACAGUGUGAUGACGAUGAAAUGAAAACCUGACUCUCUAAAGGCUUCAUGUUUGCUGUGACUGAUUGUCUCACUGUGUGGAAUUCAGUUCUCGUACAGAAAACGUAAAAAGUGAAACUUGACAUAAAAAAAAAAAAAACGAAUGUAAGGAAAAGGAGUCCUGGCACAAAUGUAGUUCAUCUAAUCACCCAGAUGCAUGUUGGGAACAACCGAAAUCUGUACCACAUUUCAAUUUUACUUGGUUCAAACCUUUUCGUGGUUAUUAUUGGAGAUUUUAACUGGAGAACGUUCCUGUUUGUGGUAGUCUCCCCUGAAAAUCUGUCAAAUCAACAGAAAAUUAAACAUGUUUACCAGCUCGAGAGCCUCCUUUGCUACAUAUAUUAUUCUUUCAAACCAAACACUCAAGUCUCAAAUGCAUCAUGCAGUCCUGUCAUGCAGAACAAACUGUCAAGUUAAUUCAUCAGUAUGCCACCUCUUUCUUACAUCCACACUAGAGGAGCUGAGGAAAUUAAGAUAAAAUGAAAUAUCCAUAAUUCAUGCCCCACCCCCCCGCCUGACAUAACAGCUUGAAAUUGUGUCUGCACGUGUGUGUGUAGCUUAGUGGAUGAAACAAAAUUAAAUCUAUAUCUCAAAGACCUGUUACCUGACCUGGUAUUCCCAUUAUCAAAGCACGUACUUAUUGUCUGCCUUUUAAUUUACAAUUCUACGUGGCAGAAAUUAAGAAUGAUGCCUGAAUUUAAAACAAUAAAAUCAAACAAAAGCAAGGCUUCAGUGUCUCUGCAGACUGAAUAACGUGGCAUCCGUGGGAAUGAGCAGGGAGACUGAGGACCACAACCAAACUCUGACUCACCUGGGGAUCUUCUAUUAAUCUGACCUCUUGUUAUGAUCCCGCUUCUAAUAUGGAUUCCAGUUUCAAGACUCCUGUGCAGUUGUUAAUGUUUAGGAGUACUAUGGAGCUGUUUCUCACUGAGCGGGCGACGACGCACAUGGACUUGCGUCACAUGAUACCCAAUCCUUCACCUUUUCACCAAUGAUGGUGAAAAUGGGGGCACUCAAGCUAGUAAACAAGGGUGUAAACAGUAGUUUUAUGAGAAAGGGAAUCGCAGUUCUGUUCAUUUUUUUUCUUGCCAUGUUGUUCUUGUCAUGGUGAUGCCCAUAUGUUGUAAAAUCUUAGAAAUGAAAUAAGGUUUGAAAUAUAUUGUUGUUAUUGUCAACAAAUCCUAUCAAAAUCCCAAAACCAGUAACUCAUUCAUCUGUCGUUCAGUUUGCAGCCUCUCUAUCGGCUUUAUGGCACAAACACUUUGGUUAGUACUAAAGACAUAAAUUUGUAACACUGUCAUAAAUAUAUAGGUUCAUAGUUUUUUUUUGUUUUUUUUUUUUAAAAAAAAAACACAUUAAAUUGUUUCAAAUAACAGUUUGGCACUGAUGGUUUUAGCAAAUGUUCCUCAAACAAACUGUUACAGAGUAUUUGUUUGGGUCUGUUUUCUAUUGUGCAUUAAUUAACAUUUGGUGCACUAGUGAAUAUUUUAGGCAGCCGGAUGGUGUAAGUGGGAUUGACUAGAAGCAAAUUACAGUACUAAUGUUCAGGGUGAUGUAGAGGCAGUGCAGUAGAGUGGAUCACUGGUGGGUUUUUAAUAGUGUUUGGACAACAAUGGAGCACUGUGGCACAGAGGAACAAAUUAUACCAGGCUUAGGACUCCAACACAGUACUUGUUGAUAGGAUCAAUUGAUUUUAGUCUGUCCACGAGAGGUGUUGAAAAUACCAAAACUAUAAAAUAUCUCCAGAUUUAUGGUUAAAUUUUGGUGUGUGCAGUAUUUUCACAUCAUUAGAAAUGAUAGCCAAAGCUACCAGAAAUGACAUUCAAGCAGUAAUAAACGGACUGAAAUAUUUGCUGUUUAUGUCUUAACUUGAGAUGAUGGAAUCACUUGAAACCAAGUGUUGCAGUGUCAGUCAGACAUUUAAUUUUAACAAAUAGUCUUGUAUCAUGGUCUUUUAUAUUUUGUGCUGUGAUUACAAAAUAGCUCAUGAUAAUUCAAGUUUUUUUUUGGUUUCAACAAAAUAAUUUCACAUAUUUUUAGAAUGUUAACACAGUCACAAGUGAAGAUGAAAAACUUUGUAUCAGGUUGUGCUUCAGUUGGUGUAAAGUUCAGCUAACAGCUGGGAAAUGCAUCUUGGGUCAUUCUCUCUGUGGUGAAUACAUAAAGGCCAAGUGGGAUUUUGCAAGCAGUGAUAUAUCCCAUUUGGUGUCACAAAUUACAAAAGUGCAGCAGAAACUGCAAAUAUGAAAGCAUGUGUCUGUUCACCCCUUUCAGAGCAUACACAUUUUCCACAUUCACCACAUUUGUAUUUCCCACAGUCUGUUUUCAUUUAGAGCCCAACUACAACAUUUGUGCCAUAUUUGAAAGCAAAGAAUUGUCAUUUGUUUAAUUUUAUUGUGCCUUUUGGUUUAAGGUGUUAUUUGUGUUGAAACUCCAACUUCGCCCUCUCUGCCAAAACUUCAGUCAGUUAUCUAAAUGUUGUAGCAAUAGAUCCAUAUUCUGAUUUGGACAUAAAAUGUAGGUUAUUCUUGUGACCGUGCCGGGUGUUAUCAUAUGAAGACCCCAGUAUAUUUACCAUAGAAGUAAAUCCACAUUUCUGGGGCAAUUAAGGGGACAUGGAAGCAACAAUAAACCAAGAAUGUGAAACAGCCCUUCCUUGUAUUACUAGUUACUUUACCCAGUAAUGAGCUCAAACUCUUGGUACUGUAUUUUAAGUAUGUACAUAUUGUAGAUGAAGACUACAGAACCUAUAAACUGACAUUUUCUAAAAGAUAAAAUCUAUUUUUAAUGAUCUUAUGUAAAAAAAAAAAAAAAAAAAGAAAGAAAAAGAAAAGAAACAAUUGAGGCAAAAAACAAAGUUUUAUAUUUAAUUCUGGCUCUGAUCUUAUUUACUCCCAGUCUGUCUGAGGGAAGUGAUGGUUUUAAGCUAAAUACUUUCAGCUGCAUCUGUUAAAACCAAAGUAGGUGGAGAAGAAGAUAUAAGAUUUCUGUCUUGAUUGGUGCAUUUUUGUUCAUAUUUUGUAAUAGAUGUUCAGCAUGGAGUAGUUUCGGAAGGCAAUGUGAUGCUUGCUUUAAGUUUAUUUAUUUUUAGAACAUCAUAGUCUUUAUUAUGUCACUACUUUGCCAGUGUAUUUUUGGUAUUAAAGACAGAAAUAAAUGACUCCUUUUUUUCCUC
This is a messenger RNA of Scatophagus argus, 8098 nucleotides long. It is a transcript of the gene znf507, whose product is annotated as zinc finger protein 507. Gene Ontology annotation, biological process: regulation of gene expression. Gene Ontology annotation, cellular component: nucleus. Lineage: Eukaryota; Metazoa; Chordata; Actinopteri; Scatophagidae. The transcript is spliced from 7 exons. The coding region runs from base 152 to 3487 and encodes 1111 amino acids. The record is from RefSeq and is a predicted model, not a curated record.